AUGGACCAGUAUUGGCAGCAGCAGGACGAGGGUGCUGGUGACGCGUGCAAAGUUCGUCUAGUUGCCAAAGGAUUCCAUCAACGUCCGGGGAUCGACUAUCAUGACACGUUCCGUCCGGUGAUCAAGCCGGCUUCCAUUCGACUUGUGUUGAGCAUUGCCAUGAGUCAUGGGUGGUCAUUACGUCAACUCGACAUGAAUAAUGCGUUCCUACAAGGUCACCUACAUGAUGAUGUUUAUAUGAUGCAACCAUCCGGUUUCGUCGAUCAAGAUCGACCUUCACAUGUUUGCAAGUUGCACAAGGCUUUGUAUGGGCUCAAACAAGCACCGCGUGCUUGGUACAACGAGCUACGUCAAUUUCUCAUAUCCUCGGGCUUCAAGAACUCACUGGCCGAUACCUCUCUUUUCAUCUUCUGCAAGCAUGGCAUCGUCAUUUAUGUUUUGGUUUAUGUCGACGAUAUUGUGGUCACCGGCAACGACACAUCACGCAAUCAACAGUUCAUCCAACUCCUCUCCGAUCGUUUCUCAGUCAAAGACCUCGGCGAUCUCAAAUUCUUUUUGGGUGUCGAGGUCUCACGAUCACACAAGGGACUCUUCCUCACACAGCAACGGUAUGUCCAGGAUCUCCUUAAGCGUACCAAUAUGCUCCAUGCAAAGUCAGUGGCUACACCAAUGUCCUUAACGACAUCACUUAUUCUCAACUCUGGCUUGCCAUUAGAAGAUCCUACCGAGUACCGGAAUGUAGUUGGCAGCCUACAAUAUCUCAAUUUCACAAGGCCGGAUAUUGCCUUUACGGUAAAUAAGUUAUCACAGUUCAUGCAUAGCCCGACGAGUGAUCAUUGGCAAGCGGUUAAACGAGUACUCCGUUAUUUAGCCGGCUCUCCAUCUCUCGGUAUAUUCAUGUCUUCGACAAACUCCUUUGAUCUCCAUGCUUUCUCGGAUGCAGAUUGGGGUGGCAACCGCGAUGAUUAUACAUCAACUAGUGCUCACAUCGUCUACCUUGGCGAACACCCCAUCUCUUGGUCCUCCAAGAAGCAACGCACCGCCGCACGCUCUUCAACCGAGGCCGAGUAUAAGUCUGUUGCCUCAACUGCGGUUGAGUUGCGGUGGCUCUCCUCUCUUCUAUCUGAACUCGGAGUUCCGAUGACAACUAAACCUGUCAUAUUUUGCGACAAUGUGGGCGCGACUUAUCUUUGUGCCAACCCGGUUUUCCACUCGCGAAUGAAGCACGUCGCGGUUGACUAUCAUUUCAUUCGAGGUCUAGUCCAAGAUGGUCUCCUUCGCGUGACUCAUGUCUCCUCUCAAGAUCAACUUGCGGAAACUCUUACGAAGCCUAUAACCCGAGCCCGGUUUGAACUCCUUCGUGUUCGAAUGGGUCUCGCUCAUGCGCCUCAUCUUGCGGGGGCGUAA
Messenger RNA from Tarenaya hassleriana, 1407 nucleotides. RefSeq lists its product as uncharacterized. NCBI's taxonomy places the organism in Eukaryota, Viridiplantae, Streptophyta, Magnoliopsida, Brassicales, Cleomaceae. The transcript is spliced from 2 exons. The record is from RefSeq and is a predicted model, not a curated record. Bases 1 to 1407 code for a protein of 468 amino acids.